Messenger RNA from Lobosporangium transversale, 2525 nucleotides. RefSeq lists its product as hypothetical. The transcript has 3 exons. Gene Ontology annotation, cellular component: cytoplasm; nucleus. The record is from RefSeq and is a predicted model, not a curated record. Bases 128 to 2479 code for a protein of 783 amino acids. Gene Ontology annotation, molecular function: 5'-3' exonuclease activity; DNA binding; 5'-flap endonuclease activity. NCBI's taxonomy places the organism in Eukaryota, Fungi, Mortierellomycota, Mortierellomycetes, Mortierellales, Mortierellaceae.
UCUUCGCUUUGUCUCUAUUGCCGCCACGUUAAUCCUCUUUCUUGUCACUUCCCCUAGCUUGCCCUAUCAUCAUAUCUUCCUUCCUUUUGCUUUUCCUUUUUCUGUAUAUUGAUAGACAUCAGAUCAUAUGGGUGUAAAGGGCCUGACUGCACUAUUGGAACGUUUAGCGCCUCAUUCUGUCGGCAGAUAUCACAUCUCCCGCUACAAAGGCAAAACACUUGCUGUCGACGUCAGCUGUUACCUCAACCGCUUUAUCUAUGGAUUAGAUCCACACCCAGCACGCGUGCAACGCGGCGUGUACAAGCUCUGUGUAUACCUUCAGAUACAUGGUAUUAAGCCUAUAUUCGUCUUUGAUGGUCCAGAUCGCAUUGUAGAGAAACAACGUGAGAUUCAACGUCGAGCCCAGAUGAAACAAAAAGUAGAACGUUCCUUCAAGCUCGAAAAGGUCCGAAAAUCGCGGUUGAAGGGCCUCAAGGGCCCCGCAAAACUUCUACAAGCAAUCACUCCGGAGCGAGCGUCAUCGAUCCUUCAAGGGUUAAAGCCACAAAAGACUCCUCUCCACGAAAAUCAAUAUAACCAGAAGGAAGUUAUGAGGCAACUACCGUUAGAAGAAGUCAUAUUAUCACUACCGAUACCACCCUUGGCCAUGGCAAAAAAUUCCAACGAAGCUUUGAGGGAAUACGGCCUACUGCCUGCUCAAUCUCAAUCCACAUUGUCCAACCCAAGCUCUCUCCCUGAUAUUUUCAAUGUUCAUAGCGAAAAUCUUGAGAAUGAUCCCUCAUGGCAUAUACCUGAGUUCACAGAAGAAGACCUACGUAAACUUGAUUCGCAUCUGGCUCAUUUUGAAGGGUUACUUGCCCAUGACGCAAUAAUUUUGGGCGACAGUAUUACAGAACACGAAAAUGAUCAGACUGAUUCCUUCGCGUCUGAUUUGGAUACGUUAGGGCAGUUAGAGCUAAAUUUUGAGACAACACGAGGCUUGGAUGUGAUGCAUGAUCUAGCGGACACCAGCAACGAAGACAACAACACCGCUCAGGACACACGGGAUGCUGGUGGCCCACAGCCUUUAGUGCCAACCCAAGCACCAAUAGAAGAAUUACCUCCGAUAAGUCAGCUCAGCGUGAAAGAGAUUUUUGAUUUCGCCGACCUCUUUGGCCCUCUCUCAGAGGCUGAAAUUCACAAGAAAAUCCAUGAAGGUCUACUAAAGUAUGUAGAAAAUAUGGAGAGUAGUCUUAACAUAUCAAGCACAGAGGAGUUAGUUCAGUACUCGACAAAAAGACAGAAAGCUUUAGAUGAAUUGGAACAUAAGCUGGUGAAAGAUAUCAAGGAAGCGCUUCUAUUCCAAGAUAAAAGAAAGACAGAUCCACCUAUUUCACAAAUCCCAUUGAUCAUGGAUAAAUCAGUGAAAAAUGAAGACGGAUCCACAAGUCUUCUACCGGAUUCAAAAUCGAGACUUAUAUCAUCGGGGACACUGCAGGAAGAAAGCAGUAGAUCGGAUAGGGCAAAUCUCUUUGAAGGGGAUAUUGAGCGGCUUGAUGGGAAGGAAUCUUUGACUAGUGACCUAGAGCCUAUUAUAGGGGAGCCACUCAUGGAAAACUUGACUGCCGAUGAGCAAGCAGUAUGGCCGAGUGAACCAACAGGGAUGCUAUGCGAGACUGAUGACUUAGAGGACACUACGAAAGUGGACGAGACAUUGAGUGAGACUCGACAAGAUCUACCGUCUACGAUUAAAGAGGUCCUCUCAUCCCAUCAAACACUGUUCAUGACACUUGAGCGCCGCACUUUGCGCGUUACAUGGCCAUUGGUAGCGUCCUGCCAGUUGUUACUACAAGCAAUGGGCCAACCAGUAAUCCAGGCUGAGGGAGCAGAGGCCGAAGCUAUCUGCGCACAGUUGACCACUCAAGGCUGGGCAGAUGCUUCAGUCAGUGAGGAUACUGACACAGCGGUCUUUGGCAAUGGAAUCUUGUUACGACAGGUCGCUCCUGGUAGUGCUAAAGAUAUCAUUGAAAUCAAUCCACGUGUUGCGCAUGAGAGCCUUGGGAUUAAUCGUGAUGCAUUCCGGGACUUGUGCAUUCUAUGCGGCACCGAUUUCUCAGGUACAAUAGAGGGGAUCGGACCGAAUAGGGCUGUGAAAUUGAUCCAAUACUACGGCAGUAUUGAGUCUAUUAUGGCUAAUGCCGAAUACAAACCUCGACCAGAUUUUUUUUAUGACCGCGCGCGCCGUGUCUUUGAUAGAGUUCCUGUCAUCCCACAAGGCCCUGAGUCUUAUCAAGCAAAGUCAGAGCAACUGUCAUUAUUGCAAGAGCUGCUGUCAAAAUAUGAAAUUGAUCCCGAUGAGGUUAAAAGAGACUUGCUCAAUGAGAGCUCGACCGAGAUGCUUGAAAAUGGCACUAGCAGCAAUGACAGCGGAUUGAGGCGGCCGCCCAUGUCUUGUGUCUUGGGCGCAGAUCCUUUUAAGGAAUCAGAAUCAGUAUUCUAGACUCAGUAAAACACCCUAAGCACAUCAGUACCAAUAAAAUAUAGCU